This is a messenger RNA of Pezoporus flaviventris, 3357 nucleotides long. RefSeq names its product zinc finger and BTB domain containing 2 (gene ZBTB2). Gene Ontology annotation, molecular function: RNA polymerase II cis-regulatory region sequence-specific DNA binding; DNA-binding transcription factor activity, RNA polymerase II-specific; protein binding. Gene Ontology annotation, biological process: regulation of transcription by RNA polymerase II. The coding region runs from base 146 to 1681 and encodes 511 amino acids. The transcript has 3 exons. Gene Ontology annotation, cellular component: nucleus. NCBI's taxonomy places the organism in Eukaryota, Metazoa, Chordata, Aves, Psittaciformes, Psittacidae. The record is from RefSeq and is a predicted model, not a curated record.
GACCCUAACGUAACCGGACAGGAAAAGCCGCCGCCGCCGCCGCCGCGCUGACUCCGUUGUUGCUGCUGCUGCUGGGCGCGGAGACGGCGGCGGCCCGAGCGACACCAGGCGCCUCGGCGGCCCGCGCCCCUCAGAGUGGAAAAAAAUGGAUUUGGCCAACCAUGGACUUAUUCUGCUGCAGCAGCUAAACGCUCAGAGAGAGUUUGGUUUCCUGUGUGACUGCACAGUGGCCAUUGGUGAUGUCUACUUCAAGGCACACAAAUCAGUCCUUGCCUCUUUCUCCAACUACUUCAAGAUGCUGUUUGUUCAUCAGACCAGUGAAUGUGUCCGCUUGAAAGCGACUGACAUACAGCCAGAUAUCUUCAGUUAUCUCUUGCAUUUGAUGUACACGGGGAAGAUGGCACCGCAACUUAUUGACCCAGUUCGACUAGAACAGGGAAUAAAGUUUCUGCAUGCAUAUCCACUAAUUCAAGAGGCCAGCCUUGCAAGUCAGGGAACUUUUUCUCACCCGGAUCAAGUUUUUCCAUUAGCAUCUUCAUUAUAUGGCAUUCAGAUUGCAGAUCACCAGAUAAGACAUCCCACUAAGGUUUCAUCAGCGACUGACAAACUCGGGCGAGAACCAAGGCCACAGACGUCGCGAAUGAACCAGGAGCAGGUUUCCGAAGGCUCGCAGCUCUCGCAGUUAGCUACAAAUCUGCCACAAGUGAGCCGGACGAAUAUGUCUGCUUCCGACCCAUUGCCAUCUUCUUUAUCUCCAGAAUUGGUGUCUGCUGCUGGUAAUAAUUCACCUUCAGGUGAAGAGGCCAACAUGGAAGCAUCUUCUUCAGAUGAGCAACCUGCCUCACUCACAAUAGCACAUGUCAAACCAAGCAUUAUGAAAAGGAACGGAAGCUUCCCGAAAUACUAUGCCUGCCAUCUCUGUGGUCGCCGGUUUAAUCUGCGAAGUAGUCUGCGUGAGCACCUGCAGAUUCACACUGGAGUUCCCUUCACGUCUAACCAGCAGGGAGAAAGUAAUAUGUCUUUGUCUCUCUGUAAUAACACAGGUGAUAAAGAUGCUGUGGAAGUGCCUGAAGCAGGGAUGAUCAGUGACAGCGAGCUGCAGCAGAUCUCAGACUCCCCAAUAAUUGAUGGGCAGCAGCAGUCAGAGACACCGCCCCCCUCUGAUAUUGCAGACAUAGACAACUUGGAGCAGGCAGAUCAAGAGAGGGAAGUAAAAAGGCGGAAAUACGAAUGUUCCAUUUGUGGUCGCAAAUUUAUUCAGAAAAGCCACUGGAGGGAGCACAUGUACAUACACACUGGCAAGCCCUUCAAAUGCAGCACUUGUGACAAAAGCUUUUGUAGGGCUAACCAGGCUGCCAGACACGUGUGCCUAAACCAGAGCAUGGACACGUACACCAUGGUGGACAAACAGACUCUGGAACUCUGUACUUUUGAGGAAGGCAGUCAAAUGGACAACAUGCUAGUACAGACCAACAAGCCCUACAAAUGUAACUUGUGUGACAAAACGUUUUCCACUCCCAAUGAAGUAGUCAAACAUUCGUGCCAAAAUCAAAACUCUGUCUUUACACUAGAAGAAGAUCGCUCCAUUCUGCUAGGUGGUGGGGACACAGAAGCUACAGAGACUGAUAAUGCAGUGUUAGCCUCCAUCAAAAAAGAGCAGGAAGCAGUGUUGUUAGACUGAAUGUGAAACCUGUAUCAAUUUUUUAAAGUUUCUUAUUUUUUAUUAAAUCAAUCGUUUCCUCCCUCCACCUCUUACCUCACAUACCCCUGCCAUCUUUUCCACCAGCCUCCUUCCCACCCUUUGUCUUCAGCAACGAGAACUGUACUGGCACGUUAGGAAAUUGGACUUGCCUCUCCCACCAAAACACAAAAAAAGUUAUUGCAUCAAACCACAACAUAAUUGAUUUUAAUACAAAGGAAUGUGUGAAAAAAUAAUCCAGCUAACUAUGCUGAUAGUAUUAGUUAAUCCAAAUUUAAUAGAUUUUAAACAAAAUUUAGAGUGCUUAAAAGUGUAUUUAGAUACAAUGACAAGCAUAAUGAGAAAUGAGUAUCAGUUUGGUAAACAAAGAAAAAUAUAUAUUUAUAUUAGUUUCCCUGGUAAAAGGCAUUUUGAGAAGAUCUGGCAGAUUAAAACACCAUGCUUUUUAGAAGACCAUCUGCAAGUUGGUUACGGUUAUAACUUAAAACCUUCAGAACUUUUCUCAGUGAAUGUAAAAAUCUCUGUUCAUUGAGUCAGUAAGAGCUGAGGGUGUCGGGUUUCUAUUAGACAUAUGUUUUCCUUCAAGUAUGCCUUUGGGUAUCUGUUUCACAUAGCAUCAUUGAGUCAAGCAAAGUACUUACUUGGUCAAAUUUUGACUUAAGUAGCUAUAAUAAUAAUGUGAUGGAAAUCUUUAUAUAUAUAUAUAAAAAUACUGUAUAUGUAUAAAGAUUUUUAUAUAUAUAUAUAAAGUGUUUGUGUGUAUAUUGGGUACAGGCAAAUACACAUGUCCUUUUUAAGUAACUGGCCGUCUACUCUGAGAUUCAGCCCAGAAUGUCUUUUAGUUGUUUGUCAAAACUAGUCAUGGCACGGUUAUUUUUAAUCAAAUGUAAAGCAUUCCAAGCUGUGUGCAUUUUUAUUGGCCUGUUGAGGAGAAGCUAAUAGGUAAUUGAGGUCAUCCAAGCUACAAAGGAAACUGGAGAAUUCCAUACUGGUAAGCAUAGUGCCGUUGUUAGUGCAGCACAGGUAUGGGUUGUUAGCUGUAGGUUUCAGUCAUUCUGGAUGGAAGGAGAGAGACAAGCUUUUUACCCAGGCAAGAAAUGUCCACAAUUUCAUUUGGUUUAAUGGCAUGAGUUAAGAGGAAAAAAUGGUGCAGAGACAUUGUAGUAAUAGGGGAUCAUGGUUGUUUUAAAGUGAAUCUGUAGUGCUGGCAAAUUUUGCUUUGUGAGCAUCCCAUUAUUUUCAAAGCCAAGACAAAGUCUGCAAAACCUGAAAGGGUGAAUUCUGUAGUUUUAGUUACUGCUGAUGGUAGCACUGCAUCUUUGUGUUCAAAAUCAAGUUGUUGAUUCUUAUUAUUUUAUAUAGAUGCCCAGACUUCUUGCUGGUAGUCUAAAACCCUAAACUGACAGCAGCAGUGAAGCCCACAGAGCAAUUAUUGGGCCAACAGAAGGCAUAAGCAGACGGAAUAAGUGCCCCAUCAUAAACGGAGACGGUGUGUGGUUUUGGGGAGGGGUGGGAGGGCAAGUCACAAACUACAGCUCUUCUCUGCAUAUACAUUUAAACUGAGUAUCAUCUUUUUGUGUAUAGUUAAGUUCUCAGAUUUGUAAGUUUUUAUACAUCAUUUCAUUGAAUAAAAACUGAAUUAAAUGGGAUACGAUUUA